UUUUUUUUUCUGCGCCUUUGUGCCAUGCUACGCCUGGUGCAUUUCCUGAGUUUGGCCGUGGGACUCGGGGCGCCGUGCGGCCCCCGUGAUCUCGACUGCUGGACUCAGCACGUGGAAGCGCAGCUGUCGCGGCCAUGUGGGCGCCCAGUGCGGCUGGCGCUGGUGGGCGCCGGAAGCUUCGCUCGCAAGGCGCAUUUGCCCUCCCUGCGGGACGCCAGCGACUGCUUCGCCGUCGGGGUGGUUUGGAGCCACACGGAGGUUUCAGCACGGCGACUGGCGGCAGACGUGCCGCCAGCAAAAGCGCUGUGGGGGGAGGAGGGCUGGCGGGCACUGCUUUCUGAAGACCUGGAGCUGCUGGACCUGGUCCUGCCCUUCGGUGUGCAGAGCAGCUUUGUCCGAGAGGCCCUGAAGGCGGGAUUUGCGGUGGUGUCAGAGAAGCCCAUCGCCACCACCGUGGCAGAAGCGGAGGAGCUCUUGUCACACGGAGGGCGCUGGUACGUGGCGGAGAAUUGGAGGUUCGAGCCCGCCUUCCGCGUGGCCGCGGCGGCGGUUCAUGCGGGGGUGUUGGGUGAAGCAGGCGCGGUGGCGUUUUCGGCCCACUCGGUGAGCUUCAUGCCGCCGGAUGUGCCCUACAUGCAGCCUGGGUCCUGGCGAAUGUCAGAGACCAGCAACUGGAUGGCAGAUGUGGGUGUCCACUUCGCCGCUGCUUUGCGCCUGGUGCUGGGUGAGGACCUACGCCUGGUGGCAGCGGCGACGCAACGGCUCCGGCCGGAGCUUCGACCCUUCGACACCUUUGCCGCCACCUUACGAACCAACGCUUCGGUGGGGCAGUGGCUUUUCUCCCUGAGCCUCCCCAAGCCCGGCCCUAAGACCGUGCCUGGGCUCUCCGAUCUCGACCUGCAGAUCUCUGGGCCUUUGGGCACGCUGCUGGUCUCCCGUGGCUCCGUGCAGCUCCUCGAGGCUUCGGACGCCCGGAGCGUCGCCAAGGUGGAGAACUUCUCUUCGCGGAGCGUGGAGUCGGCGCUGCGGGCUGCGGCGCGGGGGGUGCUAGGGGAGGACCAGGCGGAGUUAGCGCCGCAUCUGGCGCUCGCCGACCUUCAGCUCGUGGAGGCCAUCGGGUUCUUCGAGCAGCCGCCGUCCAAGCUGGAGCUCUGAGGGCGAC
Effrenium voratum is the source of this 1162-nucleotide messenger RNA. NCBI's taxonomy places the organism in Eukaryota, Dinophyceae, Suessiales, Symbiodiniaceae. The record is from the annotation of a GenBank genome assembly.